AUGAUCGGCCCGGCGGUUUUAAGUGUACCUGGUGCGAAGCGACUUACUCGAAGGCAAGAGAAUGGAGAGACUGUGAAGCAAGCCACAAAUUGGCACGUGCCAAGUCGGACUUUCACUGGGUGUGUUCGGAAACAACACCUACUGGGAGACCGUGUCACCGAGGCUUUAGGACUAAAGAAGUUCACGAAUUCGAGGUUCAUUUGUCAAUUCACCACGAAAACCUAUCGGACGAUCAAGUGCACAUCCUUCUCUUAA
Colletotrichum orchidophilum is the source of this 255-nucleotide messenger RNA. RefSeq lists its product as uncharacterized. The record is from RefSeq and is a predicted model, not a curated record. Lineage: Eukaryota; Fungi; Ascomycota; Sordariomycetes; Glomerellales; Glomerellaceae. The transcript has a single exon. The coding region runs from base 1 to 255 and encodes 84 amino acids.